AUGUCCGCCUACGGUACCAUCACCCUUCCCUCCCGUCCCAAUACCCUCCUCCCCACCACAUCCUGGCCCUGUAAAUCCACCUCCCCCUUCAAACACCUCACAGUCCACCACCUCACCCUCUCCGCUGCCACUACUCUCUCCUCCCCAUCGGCGACAGAUUCAAACAGCGACACCCUUCUAUCCUACACCCAUCGCAUCUUCGCACAAGUCCUCGAAGAUGGACGAACAUAUCCUCAAGAACUGGCAGAGGGGCAGACUUGGGAGAGUUAUACCCGCGAAGCAUUCGAGGCAUAUUUUUGGGCUGCGGAUGUGUUUGUUGCGAUCGGGAGUGAGGGUGACGAGGGUGCCGGUGAGGGCGGGGAAGGAGUGGAGGUCGAGUUGGAUGUUGAGAAGUUGAGGAAGGGACGGACAUGGCAGGAAUGCGUUGCUGGAUGGUACUACGUCAAGCCGAAUUAUCCUGGGCGGGCUUCGCAUAAUUGCAACGGUGGCUUCAUCGUUCCACCUGUUCAACGGCAGAAAGGCUACGCCAAAAUUCUCGCGAAAUCGUACCUGCACUACGCUCCUAAACUAGGUUAUCGGGCGAGCGUGUUCAACCUCGUAUACGUGAACAACAUGGGCAGCGUCAGAACCUGGGAUGCCCUAGGAUUCACUCGUGCAGGCCUCAUCCCCCGCGCAGGAAGACUACGUCGCGCGGACGGAAACGGCGAAGAAUGGGUCGACGCGAUCGUUUUCUACAAGAGCUUCGUAGCGGAUGAGGAAUGGGGCGCCGUCAACCGCGUUACUGCACCACAGUAA
Stereum hirsutum FP-91666 SS1 is the source of this 795-nucleotide messenger RNA. RefSeq lists its product as uncharacterized. Gene Ontology annotation, molecular function: acyltransferase activity, transferring groups other than amino-acyl groups. The record is from RefSeq and is a predicted model, not a curated record. Lineage: Eukaryota; Fungi; Basidiomycota; Agaricomycetes; Russulales; Stereaceae. Bases 1 to 795 code for a protein of 264 amino acids. The transcript has 3 exons.